Cynoglossus semilaevis (tongue sole) is the source of this 940-nucleotide messenger RNA. RefSeq lists its product as uncharacterized. The record is from RefSeq and is a predicted model, not a curated record. NCBI's taxonomy places the organism in Eukaryota, Metazoa, Chordata, Actinopteri, Pleuronectiformes, Cynoglossidae. The coding region runs from base 180 to 881 and encodes 233 amino acids. Gene Ontology annotation, molecular function: DNA binding. The transcript is spliced from 7 exons.
GAAUUAAAAAAACCGGGUAAACCGGUGUCAGCAGCACGUGGUUUAUGUAAAUACAACAGGAGUGAAGCCGUGUCAGUGUGUGUCCUGAUUUUAAAGUUCACACCAUGGUGAUCACAGUCACAGGUGGUCACAGAGACUGACUGUGGAGUUAAAUACAAGCAGGUGACAGCACCGGAGACAUGCCUCAGCUCUCAGCAGCUGCAGUUCUGCAGCUGGCGCUACUGCUGUGUGCGGUGCCUGCGCAGUACUACAUCAGUCAGUGGAGCGGCUCCACGGCAGCGCAGCGGUACCUGGCCACAACACGGUUAAUCAAGAUUUGGAAAGACUGGAGGAAGUCCUAUCUCAGCAGUACUGCAUGGACCGACUGGGCAAACCAGAAGAUGUCAGAUAUCAAGUCUCUGUUCGGCAUUGAAGAGAAAGUGAGCGUGGCCUCACCUUCUUUUGAUACAAUGCUGUAUGAUAACGACAAGGGCUUCUUUGGAGCCUCUAAGGUAGUACGCAGCCCUCGCCCUUCGUACGUGUUUCUCCGGGUUGGAGAGGUGGUGAUGGAGAGGAAGGGCCACAUGGUUGGGGUGGUCGUGAGCUGGGACUCUGAGAUGCAAGCCCCUCCAGAGUGGGUCGACAGAGUGUAUUCACACUUUGAGGGCGGUGCUGCCAGAAAGACACCUCAUUAUAAGGUCCUGUUCAGCGGCCCAGGACCCACCUCUCUGUUAGUUGCCUAUCUGCCUCAAACACAACUGGAGCGAGUCACUGGGACCAGGCCCAACAUCCCCACCAUGGAGAAAUACUUCACACACUUUGAUGGGAAGAGGUUCGUCAUGCAGCCCUGGCUGAAACAGCUGUUUCCUGAAGAUGAAGCUGAGCCUGCCGAUCAACUCUAACUGGAAAAACAGUACAUCUGAUCUUUUUUUUUUUUAAAUAAACCAAUAAUUUAAUCAAC